AUUUCAAUAACAAGCUUUUGUUUGGGUCGCGGUCUGGUUGCUUCUAUUUGUGAUAAAAUUGCCUAUUUUGACCCUCUCUAAGGGUCGCUGCACUUUUAGUGCACUUUUGAUCGCUUGAGUAACAACCCCUACGUCAAAAUGGACCGAUCUUUCGACCUGGACGACGAACCCAUGGAUGCGGACGAAGACAACGAAGAAAUUUCGUCCGAACUUUGGCAAGAAGCUUGCUGGAUUGUCAUCAACGCAUACUUUGAUGAAAAAGGCCUUGUGAGGCAGCAGCUCGACUCCUUCGAUGAGUUCAUUCAGAUGUCUGUCCAACGUAUUGUCGAAGACUCUCCUCAGAUCGAGCUCCAAGCAGAAGCGCAGCACACCUCAGGAGAAAUUGAAACACCUCCAAAAUAUUUGUUGAGAUUUGAACAAAUUUACUUAUCGAAACCAACACAUUGGGAAAAGGAUGGAGCCCCUUCACCUAUGAUGCCCAAUGAGGCUCGGCUUAGAAACUUAACUUACUCAGCCCCUUUGUAUGUGGACAUCACUAAAACAGUUGUCAAAGAAGACGAGGAACCAAUUGAGACGCAGCACCAAAAGACGUUUAUUGGAAAAAUUCCAAUUAUGUUGAGAUCUACAUACUGUCUUCUCAAUGGCUUAACUGAUCGAGAUUUGACUGAGUUGAACGAAUGUCCUCUUGACCCUGGCGGUUAUUUCAUCAUCAACGGAUCUGAAAAAGUGCUCAUCGCUCAAGAGAAAAUGGCUACCAACACAGUUUACGUUUUUGCAAUGAAAGAUGGCAAGUUUGCAUACAAGGCAGAAAUUCGCUCUUGCCAAGAACACAGCUCAAGACCAACAUCCACACUCUGGGUUAACAUGAUGGCCCGAAGUGGACAGAGCAUUAAGAAGUCGGCCAUUGGUCAGAGGAUCAUUGCAAUUCUCCCAUACAUCAAGCAGGAAAUCCCAAUCAUGAUUGUCUUCCGUGCCCUGGGAUUUGUGGCCGAUCGAGAUAUUCUGGAGCACAUCAUCUAUGACUUUGACGAUCCAGAAAUGAUGGAAAUGGUCAAGCCAUCUUUGGAUGAAGCUUUUGUAAUCCAAGAACAAAACGUUGCCCUUAACUUUAUCGGAGCAAGAGGUGCCAGGCCAGGUGUAACGAGAGAAAAGAGAAUCAAGUAUGCGAGAGAAAUUCUGCAGAAAGAAAUGCUUCCUCACGUUGGUGUGUCGGACUUCUGUGAAACAAAAAAGGCGUACUUUUUAGGUUACAUGGUCCACCGCCUUCUAUUGGCUGCUCUGAGCAGAAGAGAGUUGGAUGACAGAGAUCACUACGGAAACAAGAGACUUGAUCUUGCUGGCCCUCUUCUAGCCUUCCUCUUCAGAGGACUUUUCAAAAACUUGCUGAAGGAAGUCAGAAUGUACUCUCAAAAGUUCAUUGACCGCGGAAAAGAUUUCAAUCUGGAGCUUGCCAUCAAAACCAAAAUCAUCACUGACGGCUUGAGAUACUCGCUGGCCACAGGAAACUGGGGUGACCAAAAGAAGGCCCAUCAGGCCAGAGCUGGAGUGUCCCAGGUGUUGAAUCGACUGACCUUUGCCUCCACCCUUUCUCAUCUUCGUCGUGUUAACUCGCCUAUUGGUCGAGACGGCAAACUUGCCAAACCUCGUCAGUUGCACAACACCCUUUGGGGCAUGAUUUGUCCGGCCGAAACUCCCGAAGGUGCUGCUGUCGGGUUGGUGAAGAAUCUGGCCCUGAUGGCUUACAUCUCGGUCGGCUCCCAACCAUCGCCAAUUCUUGAGUUCUUGGAGGAAUGGAGCAUGGAGAACUUGGAGGAAAUAGCACCUUCGGCCAUCUUGGAUGCAACCAAGAUUUUUGUCAACGGCUGCUGGGUCGGCAUUCACAGAGACCCUGAACAGCUGAUGGCUACGCUGAGGAAGCUGAGACGUCAGAUGGACAUCAUUGUGUCUGAGGUGUCCAUGAUUCGCGACAUUAGAGAUAGGGAGAUCAGGAUCUACACUGACGCAGGACGAAUCUGUCGACCUCUUUUGAUCGUCGAAAAUGGCAACUUGCUCCUAAAAAAAAGACACAUUGAUAUGCUCAAGGACAGAGAUUACAAUAACUAUGGUUGGCAGUAUUUGGUUUCGAGCGGUGUGGUUGAGUACAUUGAUACUUUAGAAGAGGAAACGGUCAUGAUUGCUAUGUCCCCUGAGGAUUUGAACUCCGAGAAGGAAAAUGCCUACUGUAGCACUUACACUCACUGUGAAAUCCAUCCAGCCAUGAUCUUGGGUGUUUGCGCCUCCAUCAUUCCAUUCCCUGAUCACAAUCAGAGUCCUCGUAACACAUACCAGAGUGCCAUGGGUAAGCAAGCUAUGGGCGUCUACAUCACAAACUUCCAUGUCAGGAUGGACACUUUGGCCCACGUCCUUUACUACCCUCAGAAGCCUCUUGUAACAACACGUUCCAUGGAGUACCUUCGGUUCCGAGAAUUGCCCGCUGGUAUCAACUCGGUGGUUGCCAUCGCCUGCUACACUGGUUAUAAUCAGGAAGAUUCUGUCAUUAUGAACGCCUCUGCUGUUGAGAGAGGCUUUUUCCGAUCCAUCUUCUACCGCUCUUACAAAGACCAAGAAUCAAAGAGGAUAGGAGACCAGGAAGAGCAGUUUGAAAAGCCAAACAGAGCUACUUGCCAGGGAAUGCGAAAUGCAAUUUAUGACAAAUUGGAUGACGAUGGUAUUAUUGCCCCCGGCAUUCGAGUGUCUGGUGACGACGUAAUCAUCGGCAAGACCAUCACUUUGCCUGAAAACGAUGAUGAGUUGGAAGGCACGACAAGACGAUACACCAAGCGAGACGCGAGCACCUUCCUAAGAAACAGUGAAACUGGAAUUGUUGACCAAGUCAUGAUCACCCUCAACUCGGAGGGAUACAAAUUCAGCAAGAUCAGGGUGCGCUCCGUCCGCAUCCCUCAAAUCGGGGACAAAUUUGCCUCUCGGCAUGGACAGAAGGGAACAUGUGGAAUUCAGUACAGACAGGAGGACAUGCUUUUCACUUGUGAAGGCCUCACACCCGACAUUAUCAUCAACCCCCACGCCAUCCCCUCUCGUAUGACAAUCGGUCACUUGAUCGAGUGUCUCCAGGGCAAGGUCUCUGCUAACAGAGGUGAAAUUGGUGACGCCACGCCCUUCAACGACGCUGUCAACGUGCAGAAAAUUUCGUCCUUGCUCAAUGAGUACGGCUACCAAUUGAGAGGAAACGAAAUCAUGUAUAACGGCCACACAGGACGCAAACUCCAGGCCCAAAUUUUCCUUGGCCCCACUUACUACCAGCGUUUGAAGCACAUGGUCGACGACAAGAUCCACUCGAGAGCCAGAGGUCCGGUUCAGAUUCUGGUGCGUCAGCCCAUGGAGGGUAGGGCGCGCGACGGAGGUCUGCGUUUCGGAGAGAUGGAGCGAGAUUGUCAAAUUUCGCACGGAGCAGCCCAGUUUUUGCGAGAGAGGCUGUUCGAGGUGUCCGACCCCUACCGCAUUCAUGUGUGCAAUUUCUGCGGAAUAAUAGCCAUCGCCAACCUGAGGAACAACACCUUCGAAUGCAAGGGAUGCAAAAAUAAGACACAGAUCUCGCAAGUCCGUCUGCCGUAUGCGGCCAAGCUGCUGUUCCAAGAGUUGAUGUCCAUGAAUAUUGCGCCACGACUGAUGGUUGAUUAAAGGCUCUUCUUCUUGUUAGUUAUAAGCACAAUAAAAGAAUGGUCGGGCGUAAUAAUCAGUGGGCUGGUGUAGGAACCCCGACUUGGCGUAGUUAAAAGUGGUCAUCCAGGUGCAGUCCUCGGCAUAGACCGUCCUGUAUCCUGCAAUUGCAUACUCCUUCCAAAUGAAAGGACACGCGUCCAGCACGUGGUCAGGGCCCGGCCAAGGGCAGCCCUUGAUUAGGUCCGACUCGCUGAUGCCAGUGAGGAGAGGCAUCAAGUUCGGAAACGUGUUGUCUGCCACUUUGUUGUAGCCCAGCAAAGGGACUGCCCCUGCCAUUUGAAGGGUCUGCAAGGUCAGCGGCAGUUCCCUGUGCAUGUUGAGGCGGGACACUGAGUCAAUGCCCAGGACAGCUACACUUAUCUUCGAAGAAAAUUAAUUUUCUGAUUAAUUGCUCCCAUCUAUUAUAAAAUUAAAGAAAUUACUUGGUUUCUACUUGAAUCAGAAUCAGUACAUCGCUCUUCGACGUUGCGCUUAAGAGGAACAAAAGCGUGAAAGUCUUUGUAGACCAAGUCGGGUCGCUUUGAUGAGUUGUAGCACUCUACCCUCACAAAUUCAUAAUUGUCACUCACGCGGUCUCGGUUUUUG
This is a messenger RNA of Neocloeon triangulifer, 4305 nucleotides long. RefSeq names its product DNA-directed RNA polymerase II subunit RPB2 (gene RpII140). The coding region runs from base 139 to 3678 and encodes 1179 amino acids. NCBI's taxonomy places the organism in Eukaryota, Metazoa, Arthropoda, Insecta, Ephemeroptera, Baetidae. Gene Ontology annotation, molecular function: ribonucleoside binding; DNA binding; DNA-directed RNA polymerase activity. Gene Ontology annotation, biological process: DNA-templated transcription. Gene Ontology annotation, cellular component: RNA polymerase II, core complex. The transcript is spliced from 14 exons. The record is from RefSeq and is a predicted model, not a curated record.